AUGUCCGGUGAUCCUCCCAACGAUCCCGAGAUCCUCGCCCAUGUCGACAAGUUUUGGGAGGGCCGCAAGCCUAGCAGCCCCAUCUACCAGUUCCUGCUCGACGACAUCAAGCUGACCUAUGCCUCCAAAGGCGUCGUGCGCGCGCAGCUGCCGCUGACCAAGAACCAUGUAAACACGCACGGAAGCAUCCAUGGCUCAGUCUCUGCCACGCUGAUUGACUGGGUGGGCGGCAUAGCUAUUGCUGCUUGGGACAACAGGACCAAGACGGGCGUAUCUACCGACAUCCACAUCUCAUACCAGAGCGGGGCAAAAGAUGGCGAUACCAUCGAGAUUGAAGGCAGGGCUGGCAAGGUGGGCGGAACCCUCGCCUUCACAACAGCGACCAUAUGGAAGCUCGUCGAUGGCAAGCCGGGCCCGAUUGUAGCCACGGGCUCUCACACCAAGUUUGUAAAGGUGUGA
Molecule: messenger RNA, 459 nt
Organism: Alternaria burnsii
Lineage: Eukaryota; Fungi; Ascomycota; Dothideomycetes; Pleosporales; Pleosporaceae
Exons: 1
Coding region: 1-459 (152 amino acids)
Molecular function (GO): fatty acyl-CoA hydrolase activity
Source: RefSeq, a predicted model, not a curated record